AUGCCCUCCACCAACCAGGAAAAUCCGAGCCCUUCCGCCUCCUCUAUCUUCCUUCCACUCGGUCGACGAGCGCGUCGGGACUCGAAAUCCUCUUUGCCACAGGAACUAGACCAAGAUGCCCUCAAUGAAGCGUUGGACACAAUCCACAACGCAGCAUCGCAAUCUAACAACUUGACCGUCUUCAACGAGUAUACCGAUCCGCCGGCAUCGAGCCCGAAUGCGGAAAAUAAAACCUUGGCGGAGGAGAUACAAGGUGGCAUCUCAGGGCUAUACAACAAACUGAUCGCAAGUGUGGGAACCGCGAAGGAUGUGGAAGAACAGCAUGAAGGACACGCUGCGAUACUCCAUGUCGAUGAUCGUGCCAGCUCGAAGUCUGGCUCCGCUCUCACAUCUAAGGCGCAGUCGCCCCGGCUGAAUGCCUUUGAAUCUCCUGCCGCAAAUGAUGCACCCCUACAGUUUUCGAAGCUGUCCUCCAAAGCUGCAAGCGUGAGCAAAGUUUCGGUGCCCUCAACCCCUGCGUUAAAGUCACCGACUGGCCCACCUCAACCUUCAUCAUUUUUGGCUGAUCCAUCGGUCACGUCUGUCAACAUACAUGCUGUUAGCUCUGCGAGUCACUCGAGAACAGGUUCGGGAUUUGAUCUGGACUCCCCGGCCCAAGAAAGGAGUCUGGCCGCCUCGGGAGACAGCGACAGUCUGCGGAGGGCUUUCUCCAAGCCAGGCAACGAGGGAGCUACAGCUGAUCGAGGAAGUCGGCUUGUCACUUCUCCCCAAUCGACAGCCAGUCAAAGGCCAAAUUCUCGAACUCUUCCACCUUCUCAUGAAAGGGGCUUAUCGUCUACAUCGGUACAGACCCAGUUGAGUCAGUCAGAUACCCUGCCUACUCAAGCCCUUGGGUCUUUGCAAGAUGAGAGGUCUCUCACCCGAGUUGUUUCCAAUCGACAAGACACUGCGCCUCACCAGAAGCAUCAUGCCAACCCACUGGACCUUUUGGCAGACAACCCUGCAAACUUAUCGAAAGCUGUGUCGGCUCCUCACGGCAAAGCCUCGGAAGCGCCUAGCCUGAUAUCUCCGCUCCCGAGUACUCUAGAGCGAAGGCCUCCUCCUAAACCGGCUCCGAAGAUAAGCCAAUCAAAAUUACCCGGGUUCCGAGUUUCUCGGACGUCGUCGUCAGAUUCCACGCUUGCCUCAUCAAUCAACCGCACUGAUCAGACCCGUCCUUUGAGUGACAAAGCCAAAAAUGCAGACGACCACGCUUCUCAGGCACGGCCUAUCAACAAGCUGCGUAGCAAGCUAUUGAGUAAGGAGUAUUGGAUGCGAGACGUUAAUGCAAAAGACUGUUUCCACUGCGGAGAGCCUUUCACUACAUUUCGCCGAAAACACCACUGUCGCACCUGUGGCCAGAUCUUCGACAACAAAUGCACGGUCCUCAUCAGCGGAAGUUAUUUUGGUGCCAACAGUGCUGUGAGGGUCUGCAAGCCCUGUGAAUCCAUCAUUACGUCUCAUGAUGAUGAUUCCUCCGAUUAUUCAAUAGAGGAGUCGGCUCCAAUCGACACUGCCGCUCGUCCGUAUACUCCAGAGCCCUUGUCGCACCGAGGUUCGCUCGCUCGAUUCGAGGAUGACAAUGUGUCGGUGACUUCGCAGUCGUUGGAACAAAUGGCCAAGACUCCAACCAUGAGCUUUCCCGUCCGUCGAGCUUUUGAAGGUGCCGAUCGGACUUCUGCAGUACUCGAGUUCGACACAACUGACCGUCCACUACCCCGACCCACUUCAUCGAGGUCUUUGAAGGCGAGCCAUUCCAUAGGCCACGGCCAUAAGCGACAUCAUUCACGGCAUCAGCAUAUACGGAACUUCAAGGCUUAUCACGAAGACCGAGCCCCGUUCCAACGUCGUGGUGCUGAAGAGACUCUCAAAGAGGGCAAAGCUUCCGCGUUCCAUCGCGACAGUAUUAUCGAUCCCGACCUCGCGCAGUACUUAUCAGACGACCCUUCUAGCGAAGACGAGCAAUCGCUCAACGAAGUUCUGAGCAGCCCCGACAAGCUGUCACGGAGUGGACAUGAGAGUGACAAAUCCACCCUAGGAGGUCUUCUCGCCGCUGUCCGCAAAGGACGUUCACGCAUUGGAGAUCGCAGUAUUGCUGGAUUUCUGAGCCUAGGACGUGAUGCCGAUGAUGUGAGUGUUGCCAGCUCCCGCAACAUUGAUAUGCUCAGAAAUUCUCGGAAGCGCAACUUGAGUGUCUCGAGCAGUAUUCAUCAGCGUGGGACCCCCAGAACAACCAGGGAACGCUUGCAUAUAAUCAUCCCUGGAGCUCAGGAAGAUGUGCAGGCCGGCUCUCCAGAUAUCUCGAACGGUUAUCGGGGUGGUUCAAGAAUGAUUCGAAGUGCGUCGAUGCGUGGUGUAGCUGCUCCGCCCAUGGAACUCAAUCGCGCAAGCAUCCAGCACGUACACAAGCUCCUUCAGCAGCUUUUGAAAGAUGCCAAUGUCCCGAAAGUUUCAAGUUGGGAAGACGCCCUCAUCCCGAUAUUGCUCAAGGCUACUGACGACGUGGACCCUGACGUUCAGGGCGGCGACGACAUUGACAUACGAAACUACGUCAAACUCAAGAAGAUUCCAGGUGGCAAGCCUGGCGAUACGGCGUACAUCUCUGGACUCAUAUUCACCAAAAAUGUGGCCUUGAAGAGCAUGGCACGCUCCCACUCGAACCCGAAGAUCUUGAUCAUCACCUUCGCGCUGGAGUACGCAAGGCACGAACAACACUUUAUGAGUCUUGAUCCCGUCAUUAGGCAAGAAAAGGAAUACCUGGCGAACCUCGUCGGCCGGAUUGCUGCCCUGAAACCGGAUGUCCUCUUGGCCCAGCGCAAUGUAUCAGGCCUCGCACUUGAGCUUCUUGACAAAGCCAACAUCACCACCAUUUACAAUGUGAAAUCAUCGGUUCUGGAGGCUGUCUCACGCUGUACGCAAGCUCGAAUUGCCCAUUCGAUGGACAAACUCACCUCGCAACCAGACCCGUUGGGCAGUUGCGAAUCCUUCGAAAUCAAGACUUUUGUGGCCAAUGGGAGGAAGAAGACAUAUGUCUACCUCACAGGUUGUCCUCCAAAACUCGGCUGUACAAUCGCACUGAGGGGUGCGGAUCGAGAAACGCUGGCCAAGAUCAAACGUCUCACCGAAUUUACGGUGUAUGUGGUCUACAACCUGAAGCUUGAAACAUGUUUGAUGAGGGAUGAGUGGGCUCUGAUCCCGACGGCUCUAUCCGAAAAGCAUUCAGACACGAGCAAAACACCGGCUAAUUUGAUGACCAAGAACUUCCCACCCGGCAGCGAUGGUGACGCGCUUUCCAAGAACGCUGAUGAACACAUUUCGAAAGCCGAAGAAUACAGCAAAGACUAUGCCGACGUCUCCAAUGCAGAGGUCAUCACCUCAGAGAAGGAAGCAGAGCCCUUCCCAGCUGUCGGGGCGGACGGCACAGACACGGUGCCUAUUCCGGAUGACAUUCCCGUGCCCAUGUUUUAUGAAGACCUUGUGCUUAAGCACGAAACCCGGAUCCUGUCUGCAUCACCAUUUGUCAAGUUUGCCCAACCGUAUCUCCUGAUGCGUGCGCGGGAGCUGGAGAGGCGUGUUGCCUAUCUGAAGAGACUUCGAGACCAAGACCUGUCUGCUGAACAGACCAUGGACGACAAAGUCAAGGCGGCGAAAUUCACUCUGAUUCAGCCGGAGAUGGUGCAUCGACCACUUGCUGGUGCCGGCAAGAAGGUUCGAGAGAUCAUUCACGCUGUCCACGAUGCCGAAUACGACAAGGCCCUGCACAACUACGAAACUCAGAAGAAGCAAUGGGAAACAUAUCUGUCCGGGAAUCGCAACUUGUUCGACCCUUAUGCUCAUCAAAACAUUGUUGUCCUGUUCAGCCAAGUCUCCACCGAAACGUCUGUUCCUUGCUCCGGGCCAGACCUUCUUGCCUUCAGCUUCUACAAUGAACAUGAGACCGAGGCCGAGUUCGAAGCAGAUUGCACUCUCGGACAAUACGUGGAGGACUUAUGUUAUCAGGCAAACGAGAUUUGCCAGUCGGAAGCCUGUGAAAGAAAAAUGUAUGAACAUCAUCGGCAGUAUGUUCACGGAGAAGCACAAAUCACUGUUUUUGUUCAGCCAUACCCGGCCAAAAUGCGCGGUUUUCAGGAUGUCAUCCUGAUGUGGAGUCAAUGCAAGAUCUGUGGCGUUGAGACCACCGUCACGCCCAUGUCGUCGAGCACCUGGAAAUAUUCAUUUGGCAAGUAUCUUGAACUGUCUUUUUGGAGCGCGGAUUUGCAUGCUCGUGCAGGCAUAUGUCCGCACGAUCUCCACCGGGAUCAUCUGAGGUACUUUGGCUACAAAGAUUUCGCGCUUCGUGUCCACUACGAUCCCAUCGAUUUACUUGAGAUUAUCGUUCCGAGAAUGAGGAUCACGUGGAAAGUGGACAAUGACCUGAAGUUUCGCAAUGAGGUCUAUACCCGGUUGGAGCAUCGGAUCACCCGAUUCAUGGUGUCUGUCAAACUUCGCUUGAAGAAUAUCAAUCUGGACGCCGUUCUCCCCGAAACCAUCGAGGCGUGCCGAGCUGAGAUCGACCGAUUGACCAAGAGAGCCACUGAAGAGCAUGCGAAUCUUAUCAAACAACUUCAAGAGCGCUACACCAACUCGCGUUACUGGGAGACGAUACCGCUCAAUGGUAUCCUCCGCGCGACACAGGAAAAGGUGUCUGAAUGGGACAAUGCGUUUGCUGAUUUUGAGAGAAACUUCUUUCCCUCCGAGAGAGAUAUCCGACGACUGGCCGCUUUGCAACUGCGGAAGAUCUUUCUCGAACGAGACGCUUCUGUUACGUCUCUGGUCUCUACGGAUGAAGGCACCGAAACUGCUCCCACUGAAGAGUUGGUUGACGAAAAAGGAUCACCAGAAGCCCCAUUGUCAAUCGACGAGCUUGAAAAAGGCACAAGUCUUUCUCGUGAGCAGACGCAAGAUGUCCUUCAGUCGGUUUUGGAGGAGCAAUCAACCGCGCCUGCAUCAGGGCAAAAGUCGACUGCACUUUCGGAUCUGAAGAGGUCGGAUUUAGAGAAUCUACCUUCUGUCUUGGAUGGACCCAGGAAUGUAGAGGAUGUGAAGCAUCUCGACUUGGCAAUAGCAUCGCCGAGUCAGCGUCCAACCCUGGUGGAAGAUGAAUUCAGUAUGCAACCCGCGGCGACUCUGGAUCUCACCACUGAUGCCAAAAGUGCCGAUGUUGGACAAGAUGGCAACAUCUUACCCCCUGCCACAGGGGAAGCGUCCAGAGCACUUGGAAUCCCCCCCUCAACCUCAGGCAUACAACCGGUCAUUAGGCCUCAAGUUGUCGCCAACGAUCUCGGCACACCUCGCACCGCGCGGCGCAGCCAUGAUGGUAGAUCCACAUCGCCGACGUUGGCACGCGCGCAUUCUCAACCAGCCGGCACAGUGACUCUGCGGCAAAAUGUGGGACAGGCCCCGUCCAGCACGCUUUCGGCCAUCAACGCAAUUCAUGGCUUCGCGGCAGUCCACAAUAAACAAGGGUCUUCUUUAUCUCCAGGCAUCGGUGAUUCGAGUCUACAGGUGCCUGAGAAGAAGCUGUCUGAGCGACUGGGAAUUUCCCAACUGAAGAAGAACACAUUCCCUAAGGGACACUCCCUGAUUCCCCGAGCCAUCAACACGCGCAAGGAAUCACGUGUUUCGAAUCUAGCCAAGCACUUCGAACAGCUGAGCCGCGAGUUCGAGAGGGAGCGCAUUCGAGAACGCAGACUUCGGGCUGCUCGGAAUAGACAGUCUCGCGUCUAUCCCUUGGCCGUCUCGAGGCCCAUUGUUGAAGUGUACAAGGAUGUCGAUGAAGCGGUGGAUGAAAGAGGUGAUUCGGAUGACGUCUUCGGUCUAGAUCUUGACUCGGUGCAUGACGCCGGAAAGACAGCAGAUACAGCUCAAGGAAUGGCAGAGACCACGGCUUCCCGAGGGGCCGACCAGGAUUCCGACGUCGAGGAGAUACCGGCAGACACCACUGAAAAUGAAGCCGACAUUCGAAGCUCAAGUCAUGCAGCCUCUGAAAAUGAAGAUCGAAGUGACAACGACGAGAUGUCAGAACAUGUCCAGUUGCCGGAGUCCCCAGAGGAUCUCCUGCGAAGGUCGCAAGACGACGUGGACCUCAAAGAACUGCCCAAGCAUGAACGGACUUCCUUGAUGAAGAUAUUGACCAACUUCUGGGCGGAACGUUCCUCGAGUGGUUGGACGGCCUUGGAAUAUCCCCUAGGGGGAUCUGAACAUAUCUUCGCAGAUUGUGACAUUAUUGUCCGUGAGGAUGAGCCAAGUUCUAUCAUUGCGUUUGCGUUGGACUCACAAGAUUACAAGACCAUGUUGCAUGACAUGCAGAACCGCCCUAUCCGCGACAAUAUUGCUACGGGCCUGAGCGGACACGAUCAUGCCGACGACUUGCAGGCUGAUGUCAUGCAUUCACUCUUGCGGAAGACGGGAACCCACCUGAAAUACCAAUUCCAAGAAGGGCCUGCCAAAAUGCUGUGCAAGAUAUUCUUUGCCGAGCAAUUCGACGCAGUACGGCGGAAAUGUGGUGUCGCCGACCGGAUCGUGGAAUCCCUGUCUAGAUGUAUGAAGUGGGAUUCCAAAGGCGGCAAGACCAAGUCCAUUUUCCUGAAGACCCUGGACGAUCGGUUCGUUUUGAAGUCCCUGUCACCGAUCGAGACGCAGUCCUUCCUCAAAUUUGCGCCCAACUACUUCCAAAUCAUGUCCGAGGCUUUCUUCCACGAACUACCGUCCGUCAUUGCCAAGAUGUUGGGCUUCUACCAGAUCAUCAUCAAGAAUCCUGUCACCGGGCUUGAAUACAACUGGUUCCUCGUCCUCAUGGAAAACCUCUUCUAUGAUCGCAUUCCCACCCGAAUCUUCGAUCUGAAGGGAAGUAUGCGGAACCGCAAGAUCAACGCCACGGGCGAAAAGAAUGAAGUCCUUCUCGACGAAAAUAUGGUCGAAUUCAUCUACGAGUCACCGCUGUUCACCCGCGAACACAGCAAGAAGCUCAUCCGGUCAUCCGUCCACAACGACACACUCUUCCUGGCGCGCCAGAAUGUCAUGGACUACAGUCUGAUGCUUGCGAUCGACGAAACGCGCAAGGAACUCGUGGUCGGGAUCAUUGACUGUAUCCGCACAUACACGUGGGACAAGAAAUUGGAGAGUUGGAUCAAAGAUCGAGGAUUCGCUAGAGGCGGCAAGAACAGGCCCACCGUUACCAGCCCGAAGGAAUACAAGCGAAGAUUCCGCGAGGCCAUGAAUCGCUAUGUUCUCGAGGCCCCGAGCUGCUGGUACCAGUUCAAACCGGUCAACCGGCUUGACCGGAGAACGCUCAUGAUCGAAGGUGACAAGGACGGCGAAAAGGGGGAGAAUGAGGUGCAGGUUCUGGAUUAG
Capronia epimyces CBS 606.96 is the source of this 7431-nucleotide messenger RNA. RefSeq names its product 1-phosphatidylinositol-3-phosphate 5-kinase. Gene Ontology annotation, molecular function: ATP binding; metal ion binding; 1-phosphatidylinositol-3-phosphate 5-kinase activity. Gene Ontology annotation, cellular component: endosome membrane; fungal-type vacuole membrane. NCBI's taxonomy places the organism in Eukaryota, Fungi, Ascomycota, Eurotiomycetes, Chaetothyriales, Herpotrichiellaceae. The transcript has a single exon. The record is from RefSeq and is a predicted model, not a curated record. Gene Ontology annotation, biological process: phosphatidylinositol phosphate biosynthetic process. Bases 1 to 7431 code for a protein of 2476 amino acids.